This is a messenger RNA of Momordica charantia (bitter melon), 629 nucleotides long. Its product is annotated as defensin J1-2. Gene Ontology annotation, cellular component: mitochondrion; plant-type cell wall. NCBI's taxonomy places the organism in Eukaryota, Viridiplantae, Streptophyta, Magnoliopsida, Cucurbitales, Cucurbitaceae. Gene Ontology annotation, biological process: defense response. The record is from RefSeq and is a predicted model, not a curated record.
AUGGGUUCGAGUCGGCAUGCAUCGUGGUCGAGACGGGUUUUCUGGAGUUCUCGGUCGGGGGGUCGAGAACUGCUCGACAUCGAGAAGGGCCUCGACAUUUCUAUAUUAAUAUUUAAARCCUUGCUGUCAUUCCUUUUAUAUAUAAACCCCUUUCUUCUCUUCACUCCCUCUUCCUCACCGAACACAAAACUCAUCAUCUCUCCCUCUCUCAAUAUGAAGUUCUUCUCCGCUGCAAUUUUCCUGCUCGCCCUGCUGCUUCUCGGCACUGGAAUGGCGCCGAUGGUUGCAGAGGGAAGGACAUGCGAGUCUCAGAGCCGGCACUUCAAGGGGCUAUGCUUUAGUAAGAACAACUGUGGCCAUGUCUGCAAAACGGAGGGCUUCCACGGCGGCCGUUGCAGAGGCUUCCGCCGCCGCUGCUUCUGCACAAAGCACUGUCUUGAAUGAAACCAUCUUUUAUCUCAAAUCGCUUAUGUCUAUCACUCAAAACAGAUCCUUUUUUUUUCUUUUUGGUUUGUGGCGUUUAAGAAUAAUAAAAGUGGCCAUCUUUCGCCACUUGUUGCUUUUUAUAUGCGUAUGUUGUGUAAGGUUUUGGUUUGAAUUAAUUAAUGCAAUGUUAUUUGUAAUGGUAA